AACUCCAAACUCCUACGCUAUCUCAUCUCUGUCUGUCACUUCAAUUUCUUGUCAAGCGAACAGGACACAGUGUUAAAGUUGCAGCAUUGCACUAGAAUCCAUUUACGCUCUGUUUUCUUGUCACUUGGUUCGUGUUGUAUCGUUUGGAGAAGAAGAAUAUGGAUUCGCAGACUCCUUUCUCUCAGGCGUUGAAACGCGUUCAAGAUCGGCGUGAUUCAGUGUCAUGGACACCAACAAAGAAAGAAGGUGGUGUUGCAAUUGCAAUUGCAAGGUUGGUACCUUCCUCGCUCCAAGAAUUAGCCAUGACAAAGUUUGCAUCUGAUAUCUCAGAGAUUGCUACUACAUCUGGUUCAAUGGAAGGUGUUGUCAAGUACAUUGAGGAUCAAACUUUUUCAAUUAGGGAUUUGCCACACCAUCUUCUGGAUACACUCAUCGAUCAACUCUGGGGGGAGACUGAUCCCGUAAAGAUUGAAUUUUUAAGGGUUCUUGUAACUGGGUCGCCCAAGGAGAUUCGGGUUGUAAAUGGCUUCUGGUUGACAGAGUCGCAAAUUGAAUGUUUCCAAAACUGUGACACUGCUGAAUUGAGGGUACUCCAAAUGGAAUUUUGUGACUCGUGUAUGAUUGAGUCUGCAAUACCGGCUGUGUUGGCAAAGAAACAGCUACCUCAACUGAACAUACUAUCCCUUAGAGGUUCAGCUUAUCUUGAAGAUCAGGGAUUGAAACUGAUACUUGGCUCUUGUCAGAAGCUUGAAUCCAUAAAUCUAAGUAUAUGUCCCCAACUCACAUCUGAGGGUGUUGCUAUGCUGACUGGUCCAUGUCGAUCAACUUUAAAAGAGUUGUAUCUUGAUGAGUGUAGUAAACUCACUGGUAAAGAUAUUCUUUCUUCACUGAAGAAUCUUGAAUGCCUGGAAGUGUUAUCAAUUGCUGGUAUUGGAUCCGUUGAUGAUGAUUUUAUUAUGGAUUACACUGUUGCACGUGGUCUCAACCUGAAGGGGCUCUCUUUAAGGGACUGCAGAUUCUUGACUGAUGUCUCAGUCAAAGCUAUAUCUGAGCACUGUCCCAGGUUGCACACACUGGAUAUUGGCAACUUGAUCAAAUUGUCCGAUUUAUCAUUUGAGUUUCUCACUAAUAGUUGUCAAGCCAUGCGCACCUUGAAGCUUGAAGGCAAUCCAAUUAGUGAUGAAGUAAUUGCUGCCUUUUUGGAGGUUAAGGGAUCGUGUUUGCUUGAACUUUCACUAGAUUCCAUGGAGAAGGUUGGCCAACACACAACCUUGUCACUUGCAAAUUGUACAAAACUACAUACCCUAAAUCUUCCAAGGUGUGUAAAUAUGAGAGACUUGGAAUUGGGCUUCAUAGUAGAUAAAUGUAGGGCAUUGAGGUCUCUCACAAUUCAUCACUGCUGUAAGGUAACAAGAGAUUUCAUUGAUGGGCACUCAAAUCCCCAUCUUGAAAUCAAUUGGACAGAUCCAGAUGAUCAAGUUCCAUUGCAUAAUGAUAGGUUAGAUGAUUGAGAUUUGAGAGGAUAAUGGAACAAUGAAAAAUCAAUAGUAUAUGGUAAUGAGAUCACAUAUAGUAUCCUAGUAAUGAGAUCGCAUAUUCACCCGAAAAAUCUUUUUGUAUUGGGUAUUUUUUUGUACAUAUUAGACAAUCAAAUAAUUCUAUCGAGACAUGAUUUUAACAAUUUUUACAA
This is a messenger RNA of Lotus japonicus, 1690 nucleotides long. RefSeq lists its product as uncharacterized. The coding region runs from base 159 to 1511 and encodes 450 amino acids. The record is from RefSeq and is a predicted model, not a curated record. Gene Ontology annotation, cellular component: SCF ubiquitin ligase complex. The transcript has 6 exons. Lineage: Eukaryota; Viridiplantae; Streptophyta; Magnoliopsida; Fabales; Fabaceae. Gene Ontology annotation, biological process: SCF-dependent proteasomal ubiquitin-dependent protein catabolic process.